AAGGAGCGUCCAGUGACCAAGCCAUGACUGGCAGCCACACAGUCAUAUAGCAGUUUUGGUUUUAGCAUCUGGAUUUUCUGCUUGUUGGAUCAAUAUAUUUGUUGUUAUUCUUGGUUUUGUAGCCUGCUGGGGAUAGAGCAGACAGGACCUCUGUCACUGCAUCCUGGAACAUGGAACAAGUCCAGAAGGUGCAGAAGAAGACAAGCACCAUGUCUCUGACCAUCUCCUCCUCCUCUGCUGCUGCAUCCUCCACUCGUGAGCUCUCCUCCUGCUCCUCCACCGUCUCCUCCUCCUCCUCCACUCUCCUCAGUCAGAGACACUCCAGCCUGGUGCAGCCGCUGUGUGUCAGCCCUCAAAGGACUCAGAGUCCCAUCUACAACCAGCAGCAUUCAGGCAGCGGAGUGGCUCCCACAUUUGUUAAGUGUCUCCACGACAUGUCUACGGUGAAGGGUCAGCUGGUGGUCCUGGAGUGCAGACUGAGGGGGACUCCGCCCCUGCAGGUUAUGUGGUACAGAGAGGAUGAGCAAAUACUGGACUCCGAUGAUUUUAGGAUACUCCGCAAGAAGGCCAGUUCUGCAUCAGUGCCGGAGGAGCUGUGUACGCUGGUGAUCACUGAGGCCUUUCCUGAAGACUCGGGCCUGUUUAAGUGUGUGGUCCACAACACCUUCGGCACAGUCUCCUGCUCGGCCAUGCUGGAAGUUUAUGACGACCUGGACGAGCAGUUGGAGGCCGAGGCCAUUCAUCAGGAAGCUGUUUCUAUUAGACAAGAUAAAGAGGCCAUGUUCCAACAAGAGACUUUGUCCUCCAGAGCAAGCAGCGGAGACUUUCCUCCAGGGCUGUCAGACAGUAUGAACCUCCCUCCUCCUGAAUGGCCUGACAGUGCUCUAGAAGAUGACAUCCCUGUUGCAGAGAUUUUCUGGUAGAGAGCAGAACUUAUGGUUGCAUCAAUUACAGCAAGUCUGAAAAGCAGCAGAGCAGCCCCA
Messenger RNA from Oreochromis aureus, 983 nucleotides. Its product is annotated as palladin-like. The coding region runs from base 171 to 923 and encodes 250 amino acids. NCBI's taxonomy places the organism in Eukaryota, Metazoa, Chordata, Actinopteri, Cichliformes, Cichlidae. The record is from RefSeq and is a predicted model, not a curated record. Gene Ontology annotation, biological process: axon guidance; dendrite self-avoidance; homophilic cell-cell adhesion. Gene Ontology annotation, cellular component: axon; plasma membrane. Gene Ontology annotation, molecular function: cell-cell adhesion mediator activity. The transcript is spliced from 9 exons.